GGAGUGGGUACACGUGUAAGUAACUCACUCUCCCUACAAUGGCGGCCAUGAAAGCUCAAACCUGGGAUCGCCACUCCCACAUAAACGGCCCGCCCUUUUCUACUACUAUGCUUUUGUUUUUCUCUUACUUUUACUUCUCUUCCAUCUAGUCACAUUUUUUUUUCACGAUUCUAGACUUAUGUUUUGCUAGAACUCGGCGAAUUAUGAUAAAUAUCCAUGUCGAUACGUUUAAUUCUUUCUGUAAUCCGAAGAGGGAAUCACUACAUUCUUAAUGUAGUUGAAAAAAUAUAGGUUUUUUCUUUUCUUUUUUUGUUUGUUUUUAACGAUUGUUGAGUUCAAAUCAAGGAAACAAUAGUACAGCUGUCCACGUGCUGUGCUUAAAAGGCAAAGAAGAAAGAGAUAAAAUGUUGAGCGCGAAACAGAUUACAGUAUUGAUGUAUUGGAUUGGUGGGUGGUAGAGAAAAAAUUGUAUGGCUCCAGGUACCGAUACCUCCCCUGGUCGCGGUGGUGAAUUUGAAAACGGGGUUUCUAAAGAAAAUAAAAAUGUAACCGUUAUAGAAGAGGAAAAUCAUGACGAAUCUGACAACUCAAACCAGACGAAACCAGGGCGGCCACCUCGAAAUCUUCCGGUCAUGCGCCACUGCAAUAGCCAAGCAAUGUUGGCAGGUACAUCAAAAUUGUCUCCAUCAGGUGAGAAUUCUGGAUUUUUACCUGCCUUCCGCUCGGGCAGCUGUUCUGAGAAGGGACCAAAGCAAUAUAUGGAGGAUGAAUAUGUUUGUGUCGAUAAUCUUUGUGAGCAUCUUGGUGCAGCUGAUAGUUUCCCUUCUCCUGGAGCAUUUUAUGGGGUGUUUGACGGUCAUGGUGGGGUUGAUGCUGCAUCUUUCACCAGAAAGAACAUCCUUAAAUUCAUCACUGAGGAUGCCCAUUUCCCAAGUGGGGUAAAAAGAGCAGUUAGGAAUGCUUUUAUUAAAGUUGAUCAUGCGCUAGCUGAUGCUAAGUCUCUAGAUCGUUCAUCUGGUACUACUGCCCUGACUGCUCUUAUUUUAGAACGGACUAUGAUAAUUGCUAAUGCUGGGGAUUCUCGGGCUGUGUUGGGAAAAAGAGGAAGAGCAAUUGAAUUGUCAAAAGACCACAAACCUGAUUGUACCUCCGAAAGAUUGAGGAUAGAGAAGCUCGGGGGUGUCAUUUAUGAUGGCUAUUUAAAUGGCCAACUCUCGGUUGCUCGUGCUCUUGGUGACUGGCAUAUGAAGGGCUCUAAAGGUUCAAAGUGCGCAUUAAGCUCUGAACCGGAGCUGGAAGAGGUGGUUAUAACCGAGGAAGAUGAGUUCAUAAUAAUUGGUUGUGAUGGUUUAUGGGAUGUGAUGAGCAGCCAAUGUGCAGUAACUAUUGUAAGGAAAGAGCUGAUGCUGCACAAUGAUCCCGAGAAGUGCUCCCAAGAGCUUGUGAGGGAGGCACUCAAACGCAACACCAGCGACAAUCUGACAGUUAUCGUGGCUUGUUUCUCUCUAGAUCCUCCGCCUCGGAUUGAAAUUCCUAAAUCACAUAGGAGGAGGAGCAUAUCAGCUGAAGGGCUGGAUCUUUUAAAGGGUGUCUUGAGUAAUAUCUAAAAAAUGAUACUAUUUUCUUGCAAGAUUAGAUAGCUGAGUUUUUUGCAAUGCUGUUUGGGUAUUUUUUUGAAUUUCAGGUGUCUCCACUGCAUAGAGUAUAGGAGUAGACAUAUGUUGCCCUUAGUGUUCUUCAUCUUUGGAAACAUCAUGGCAGUUGGUUAAUUAUAAUUUCCAGUAUUAGGGAUUAGAUGGAUUUUAUUAGUCA
Messenger RNA from Olea europaea var. sylvestris, 1812 nucleotides. RefSeq names its product probable protein phosphatase 2C 47. The transcript has 4 exons. The record is from RefSeq and is a predicted model, not a curated record. Gene Ontology annotation, molecular function: cation binding; protein serine/threonine phosphatase activity. The coding region runs from base 471 to 1607 and encodes 378 amino acids. Gene Ontology annotation, biological process: protein dephosphorylation. NCBI's taxonomy places the organism in Eukaryota, Viridiplantae, Streptophyta, Magnoliopsida, Lamiales, Oleaceae.